AUGGCUUUAUCUAAGCUGCCCAAGGCUUUCGGCUUGGGCGAUAAUUUCAAGAAAGGCUAUUUCCCCCAUCUUUUCAACACCGCAACCAACCAAAAUUACGUAGGCCCCCUACCCGCCGCCGAAUACUAUGACCCCGAUAAUAUGACGCCGGAAGAGCGCUCCAAAGAAUAUUGCAUUUGGGAUGUGGAGAUCCUGACGGCCGAAUGUCCCAAGUUCCGACAGCAGCUGAUGGAAACGGGAAACGUCUGCCCAUACACGGAAGCCUAUACCAUAGCCUCUGCGUGCAAUAAGGUGUACAGGCGCAAUUUCCUCCAGCCAAACACCAUCAGCAUCAUCCCCAAAGGCGGCUACAGAUGGCGCGACAACCAAAGCAAGAUAGCCAUCCAGUGGUUGGUAUGGGAGGAACACACCAGGGGCCUCAACAUUUCUCAUGCUGCCAAUGACAAAGAAGCACGAGUCGCAGGAGUCAAAGUUGAUGGCUACAACCCUGAAACCAAACAGGUGUUUGAGUUUCACGGGUGUUACUUCCAUGGUUGCCCCGACUGCUUUAAAUAUAAUAGAGACAAGUCCCUACACGAAAACCCCUCCCAGACAUUAAGCACCCGACACGAAGCCACCCUUGCAAAGAUACAAAGACUUCGAGACCUUGGUUACGAGGUCGUUGAGAAAUGGGAGUAUACGUUUAGAAGAUUAAAGGCGCAAGAGAGGCAAAUCGAAGACUACACUACCAAUCACCCCUUAGUUACGCUGACACCGCUAAACCCCAGAGACGCAUUUUACGGGGGACGUACAGGUAAUAUUUUCGAGUAUUACAAGUGCGGCCCAGGGGAGAAAAUCAAAUACGUCGACGUCUGCUCCCUUUACCCCUGGGUCUGCAAAUACGGCAAGUUCCCCGUAGGACACCCCAAGGUGUAUGUGGAUCCUCCCGCGCCAGAAUCUCUACCACCCUGUGCUCCCAGCCAAGAUGAGCUUGUUCUUUGUAGCGCCUACGGAGAACACAUGAAUAAGGGCAAGUGCCAUAGUGACGAAGAGCGAACUCUCACAGGUGUAUGGGUGGUAGAAGUUCAAAAGGCCGAUGAAAAAGGGUAUCGUCUGCUGGAGAUCUACGAGAUCUGGAGCUACGACGUUCAGCAGUACGAUAAGACCAAAAAUGUAUCUGGUGUAUGGGUGGUAGAAGUUCAAAAGGCCGAUGAAAAAGGGUAUCGUCUGCUGGAGAUCUACGAGAUCUGGAGCUACGACGUUCAGCAGUACGAUAAGACCAAAAAUGUAUCUGGUUUAUUCACGGGGACGAUGAACAAGUUUAUCUCCGUGAAACAGCAGGCGUCCGGGUGGCCCGCGCACUGCUGUAGCCAGGCAGACAGGGAGCGUUAUAUUGAGCAGUUUCUCGAAAGAGAAGACGUCAGGCUGGAGUUUGCGGAGAUCGUGGAGAACCCAGGGCUACGGUCUCUCGCAAAACUCAUCUUGAACAGUUUCUGGGGGAAACUUGAACAGAGGGAGAACCAGCCCAAAACAUCCAACGUGAGAAACCCCGCGGAAUUCUUCAGCAUGCUCACCAACCCCAGCAUCUACGUUAAUUCGGCGCUCCCGAUCAACGAAGACACCCUCGUCGUCAAUUGGGAGCACAUGGAGGAGGCCUACGACCCGCUCACUACCGUAAAUGUCGUCCUCGCUGCGUACGUUACCACUCAAGCCAGUCUUAAGCUGUACAGUUACUUGGAACAGCUGGGCGACAGGGUCCUGUAUUACGACACAGACUCUGUCAUUUACGUAUCUCGAGACGGAGGGUACGACGUACCCACAGGAGAGUUCCUAGGCGAUAUAACAGACGAGUUGGAAAGGUACGGACCCGGAAGCUACAUAACCGAGUUUGUCAGCGAAGGUCUGAAAAACUACCCAUACAAGGUCUUCUCUACCAAGGAUAACGAGGAGAAGGUCGUGUGUAAAGUUAAGGGUAUAUCCCUUAACUACACAGCCUCACGACUGGUAAAUUUCAACACCAUAAAAGAUAUGGCGUUGGACACUUCUGCCAGCCCUGUAUGCGUGGUCUCAAGAAACAUCUUGAGGACCAAGGAGCACGAGGUGGUUACAGUGCAGCAAACCAAGCUGUAUAAGCCUCUCUCCGUCAAGAGACGGUUCUUAGACGACCACAGCUCUGUGCCCUACGGGUUUAAAAGACCUGAGCCAGAGUAA
This is a messenger RNA of Anoplophora glabripennis (Asian longhorned beetle), 2190 nucleotides long. RefSeq lists its product as uncharacterized. Lineage: Eukaryota; Metazoa; Arthropoda; Insecta; Coleoptera; Cerambycidae. The transcript has 4 exons. Bases 1 to 2190 code for a protein of 729 amino acids. The record is from RefSeq and is a predicted model, not a curated record.